Molecule: messenger RNA, 2270 nt
Organism: Anopheles maculipalpis
Lineage: Eukaryota; Metazoa; Arthropoda; Insecta; Diptera; Culicidae
Gene: E(z)
Product: histone-lysine N-methyltransferase E(z)
Exons: 6
Coding region: 30-2258 (742 amino acids)
Biological process (GO): chromatin remodeling
Molecular function (GO): protein binding; histone H3K27 methyltransferase activity
Source: RefSeq, a predicted model, not a curated record
GGGACAAGUGAGUUUUAGCCUUUGCCAUUAUGUCGAAGCAUAAAGUAUCACCCGAAUGGAAGAAACGUGUGAAAACGGAGUACAUGAGAAUCAGGCAGAGCAAGCGUCAUAAAAAGGUGGACGAUGUACGUUCCGCUUGGAAUCGGAACAGGCAAGCAUUGCUAAACAUGCUAGUUGCGGAAAACGACACUUGGCUGUCAACGAAUGCUACCUGGGUUCAAUGCGAAGUAGAGCAGCUGCCCCACGUCCAUUGCAUGAAGAAAGCGGAGGUGAUUGACCAAGAAGGCAAUCAUCAGAAUGUACCAAUUCGCAUAGUUAAUGCCGUAACAACGAUUCCAACCAUGUACACGUGGGCUCCGACACAACAGAAUUUUAUGGUAGAAGACGAGACAGUGCUGCACAACAUACCGUACAUGGGUGACGAAGUUCUUGAUAAAGAUGGAUCGUUCAUUGAAGAGUUGAUUAAAAACUACGAUGGGAAGGUGCAUUGCGAUAAAGAGGACAGCAUUGACGACGCUAUGUUUGUUGAGUUAGUACAUACGCUAAUGCAGUACACAAAUAAGGCAAUCAAUGCAGAUGAGCAACCCACGCAUUCUAAAGCCACCACGGGUGAAAAAUCGCCAAUUGGUAUCGUUGAGCAAGCUGCCGGAAGAGUCCAAGCUACUAGAAAAGGGGGAAAAGAGAAAGAGUACGAGGAAAAGUUGGACGAUGCGGAUGUGAAAUCAAGCGAGGAAACGUUGUCGUCGGAUCUGAUCGAAACGCGAAAGCAGGGUGCAGCAUGCCUGAAAGCUUUUCCGCCGGCAAUAAUCUUUCAGGCUAUAAGUUCUCAAUUCCCAGAAAACGGCACAGGGGAAGAGCUGAGAGAAAAGUACAUCGAAUUAACCGAACGCGUUGAUCCGGAACGACCGCCCGAAUGCACCCCGAACAUCGAUGGACCAAGGGCAGAAUCGGUAUCGCGAGAGCAAACACUCCAUUCUUACCACACACUUUUCUGUAGACGAUGCUUUAAGUACGACUGUUUCUUACACCGUCUGCAAGCUUGUCAUCCUGGCCCAAAUCUUCAGCGACGUAGAUGGCCAGAAUUGAAACCCCCGGGAAAAGCAUGCAGUGAUACGUGCUAUUUGCUGUUGGAUGGCAUUAAGGAGGAGAUAUGUUUAGUUAACACAAGCAAAUCUCCUGUAAUAGUAGACUCUGAUAAUGAGGCGUGUUCGGAAGAUAGCUACGAUAGCAGCCAAUACAGCAAGGAUGCAACGUUUGCAAAAUCUGCUAAAAAUGGAAGCAAUUUGUUCGAAAUUUUCGACGCUAAAGACACCGAAUGGAAUGGUUCGGAUAAAUCAUUCUUCCGAACGCUGCAAAAAACCUAUCUCAAUAACUACUGUGCUAUUGCCGAGGCAAUGCUGGUGAAAACUUGUCAACAGGUGUAUCAAUUCGCGCAGCAAGAAGCUGCCGCCUUUCCACCUAUCGAGCUUAACAAGGAUAGUACGCCACCGCGAAAGAAGAAGAAGAAGCAUCGCCUUUGGUCGGUACACUGUCGUAAGAUUCAGUUGCGAAAAGAAUCCAGCUCAAAUCAUGUAUACAACUAUUCGCCUUGUGAUCAUCCGGGGCAAUGUGAUGCAAACUGUCCGUGCUACAGUGCGCAGAACUUUUGUGAAAAGUUCUGCAACUGCAGCAGUGACUGCCAAAACCGGUUUCCCGGAUGCCGCUGCAAGGCGCAGUGUAAUACGAAGCAAUGUCCAUGCUACUUGGCCGUGCGUGAAUGCGACCCUGACCUGUGCCAGACGUGUGGGGCCGAACACUACGAAAUUGGCAAAAUUACUUGCAAAAACGUCAGCGUUCAGAGAGCUUUACAUAAGCACCUGCUAAUGGCACCAUCCGAUGUGGCUGGAUGGGGAAUAUUCCUCAAAGAAAGCGCUCAGAAAAAUGAAUUUAUUUCGGAAUACUGUGGAGAAAUAAUAUCGCAAGAUGAAGCCGAUCGCCGUGGCAAAGUGUACGAUAAGUAUAUGUGCAGCUUUCUUUUCAAUCUUAACAACGAUUUCGUUGUAGACGCCACUAGAAAGGGAAACAAGAUACGAUUUGCCAACCAUUCAAUCAAUCCGAACUGCUACGCUAAGGUAAUGAUGGUAAAUGGUGACCACCGUAUCGGCAUCUUUGCAAAACGUGCGAUACAACCGGGAGAGGAAUUAUUCUUCGAUUACCGUUACGGGCCAACGGAACAGCUAAAGUUUGUUGGGAUCGAGCGAGAAAUGGAAUUUCUUUAGAUGUUGAGUACA